AUGAAGGGACAGACUCUGCUGGCCUGGGGGAUUGUGUUCCUGCUUUGUGUGGCCCUGAUGUCCACUGAAGUCCUCAAUGUGACCCGGUCCAUUUUCCACUCCUUUAGGAUGAAGAAUGAUAAGAGAGUGCCUUUUUCCCUCUGUUUUGCCCUGGUGCAGGUCUGCUUGGCACAUGGGGACUACGCCCCACAUUUCUUUGAUAAUGGACCCAGUAGCACCAGUGGAAACAUGGCGUUGUUCAGUCUUUCGGAAGAUACACCCGUUGGAACUCAGAUAUACAUUCUGAAUGGAACAGAUCCAGAGGGUGAUCCAGUCAGGUUUGGCUUGACAUUUGAAAAGGGAUUCAAGGAAUACUUCAAGGUUGACCCCAAGUCUGGGAAUGUUACUCUUAUUGAAGAACUUGACAGAGAACUACAAGAUGAAGUUGAGGUUCUCGUCAGUAUUACGGAUGGCCGUAAUAAAGUGGUUGAAAAAGUGCGGGUGUUUGUCACAGACGCAAAUGAUGAACGUCCACAAUUUCAAAGCCUUCCAUUUACUGUUGACGUUCCAGAGGACACACCCUCUGGGAGCAGUAUUUAUAAAGUGCAGGCAGUAGACCGAGACACGGGUUCUGGAGGUAGUGUCACAUACUUCCUGCAGGAGCCCUCCAUGACCAAGUUUUCCAUCGACGGACACAGCGGUGUUGUCCGAAUCAAACCUGGCGAAUCUCUCGACUACGAGAGGACAAGGACACACUUCAUCACGGUGGUCGCCAAGGAUGGUGGUGGAAAAUACAAAGGGAAGUACCAGGUGCUGACAUCAACAGCAACUAUGACAAUCAAUGUGAUUGACACCCAGGAUACUCCCCCAAACUUUAUUGGCACGCCAUAUUUUGGAUUUGUUUAUGAAAUCUCAGAACCAGGCUCUGAAAUACUUACAGCUUAUGCCAAAGAUGGAGAUGAAAACACUCCUAGUCCUAUUUAUUAUUCCCUGCUUGAUGGUAAUGAAGGGGUAUUUACCAUAAACAGUACCAGCGGAUGCAUUACUCUUCUUGUCUACCCAGUCCAACUUCGGAAAGAAUUGUAUUUGCUGAGAGUCAAGGCAUCAGAAUGGAACGUGGACAACGAGACGUCUGAUUAUGCCAUCACCACGGCGACCAUCCGAGUGGUGGACCUAAACAACCACCCGCCCACCUUCUACGGCGACAACGGCCCCCAGAGCAGGUUUGAGCUGACCAUGUAUGAGCACCCUCCAGAGGGAGAGAUCCUACGGGGGCUCAAGAUCACCGUCAACGACUCUGACCAGGGGGCCAAUGCUAAGUUUAACCUGCGGCUGGUCGGGCCCAGCCGAGUUCUCCGAGUCGUUCCCCAGACGGUUCUGAAUGAAGCGCAGGUCACCAUAAUCGUGGAAAACUCUGCAGCCAUCGACUAUGAUAAGCAGACGUUCUUGACCUUCAAGCUCCUCGCCGUUGAGAUUGAUACGCCUGAGAGGUUCAGCUCGACGGCCGACAUCGUCAUUCACCUCCUGGACACCAAUGACAACACUCCCAAGUUCUCCUCUGACUACUACAUCGCCAGGAUAGCGGAGAAUUCACCCGGGGGGUCAACUGUUGUGUCCGUGACGGCUUCUGAUCCAGAUUCAGGUCUGUGGGGUGAGGUCAAAUAUUCCAUCUAUGGAUCAGGGGCCGAUUUGUUCCUUAUUCAUCCAACGUCAGGAAUAAUCUACACUCAGCCUUGGGCCGCCUUGGAUGCUGAGGUGAAGUCGAAGUACAAUUUCUAUGUGAAAGCUGAGGAUACCGAGGGCAAGUACAGCCUGGCAGAGGUCUUUGUGACCGUCCUGGACCUCAAUGACCACUCCCCUGAGUUCAACACAAACUUCCUGGAGAAGACCAUGAUUAUCGGAGCACCAGUAAAAAUAGAGGCGGUAGAUGAUGACGCAGAACAGCCGAAUAAUGUCAUCGAGUACUCCAUCAUGAAGGCAGACCCAGAUAACAUCUUUGACAUUGAUGCGGAGACCGGUGAGAUCAAGGUGAAGCCUUACAUCAAGUCCUUGGAGAUCGUGCAGAACAUUACCAAGAAGGCCGACUGCAAGUGGUCGCUGGUGGUCCAGGCCCGGGACCGAGGCUCCCCGUCCUUCAGCACCACCGCUGUGGUCAAGAUUGACCUCACGGAAGAGACUCAACUCAAGGGGCCUAUGGCAACCUUUUUAUUGCAAAGUAGAGACAAUCCCAUGAAAGCCCUAGGUAUGAUCGCUGGUGUCAUUAGUGUAAUGGUAGUAGUGACAGUCCUGAUUUCGACGGCCAUGUUCAUGCGCAACAUAAAGUCCAACAGGAUAAUGCCUGCACGGCGAGUCAUCCGGAGAAGGCCCCGAGAUCAACGCCCCUGGAAUUUCGGGUUGCCAUUGGUUCGCCUCGGCAAUCGCUCCGACAAGUUUUGCAUCGAAGACCCUGAUAACGUUGGCAACAACACCAACCUGAACAACAACACCAGUGCCCCUCCGCCACUGCCCCCCUCAGCCCCCACCCUGCCCCCGCCCCCUCAAUACUACCACAAGCACAAGGAGACAAAACAAGCAGUGCCUACUGUCUCUGGUUCCAUGGAGUCGAUCUCCUCAGGAACGUCAAGGAGGAACAGGGAUGACAUGGUCAGCUCAGCGCUGGUCUCGGAGCUCAAAAUGAUCCUGGAACAAAAAAUGAUGGAGAGCAAAAGAGGCUAUUAUUAA
Molecule: messenger RNA, 2700 nt
Organism: Conger conger (European conger)
Lineage: Eukaryota; Metazoa; Chordata; Actinopteri; Anguilliformes; Congridae
Product: cadherin-related family member 1-like
Exons: 18
Coding region: 1-2700 (899 amino acids)
Biological process (GO): homophilic cell-cell adhesion
Cellular component (GO): catenin complex; plasma membrane
Molecular function (GO): cadherin binding; calcium ion binding
Source: RefSeq, a predicted model, not a curated record